Diplodia corticola is the source of this 1008-nucleotide messenger RNA. RefSeq lists its product as uncharacterized. Lineage: Eukaryota; Fungi; Ascomycota; Dothideomycetes; Botryosphaeriales; Botryosphaeriaceae. The transcript has a single exon. The record is from RefSeq and is a predicted model, not a curated record. The coding region runs from base 1 to 1008 and encodes 335 amino acids.
AUGGUGUUCACGAUGCUGGUUCCGAAAUAUACGUUCCAGCUGCCCGGCAACCGCCGUCCCACCGAAUGGGUUGAAACCACCGUCUACGAGAACGACGAGUCCACCGACGACGAGACGAUCCCGCCGCACUGGAAGGCCCGCAAGAAGGCGGCGCGCGAGUGGAAGCCGUACAUCGAGAGGAUGGACAAGUUCAACUCGUACGAGAUCCACCGCUUCAUGGACGCCGGCGCCGCCAACACCUUCGCCGACAACAUGUCCGUGGUCAAGGAAGCCCAAUGGGCCGGCCACCUCAACUACAAGAACGACCUGGGCCGCCUCGCCGCCGUGUCCGGCAUGCACACCCCGAACACGCGCAUCAUCAUCGGCUACGCGCUCGACGCCGAAGCCUCGACGCUGGGGGCGUGGCUCGCGGCCAACACGCGGGGCGACGUGCUGACGCCGCUGCGCCGCUUCCUCGAGUACAUCCACAUGCACCACGUCGGCUCCAACAAGGAGUACAGCGGCUACGAGCUGCGCAUCUUCACCGACAUCCACGUCGCCGAGGGCUACCCGCCCGACUGGCACGCCGACGAGUGCGACGGCGCGAUGCUCGAACACGCCGGCGUGCUGGACUUCGAGCCGCUGCACGUCGCAACCUGCUUCAAGGGCCCGGGCACCCUGUUCAUGCGCGAUAGGGUGCUGAGCUGGAUCAACCACGCCAAGGAGGAGUACGAAGCCGCGGCGCCCAAGGACCAGCUCAAGACGGGCGAGCUGGCGCUGUAUCGUCCCUCCCCUGAGCUCGUGGAUUCUCCGGAUGAGAUGUUUGGGGCCAUCCAUGCGAGGCCGGACGACGAGGAUGGCGAGCGCAUUGUCGUGCAGUUGAUGAUGGGUACUAAGCGCCAGAUGAGGGGAAUUGAAAUCAGCCAUGCCGAGGUGAUAGAGAGGGGCCGUCUCAAUACGGAGGCCGCGGCCCAGGCCAAGGCCAAGUCCGCUUCGAGGCCGUCCACUUUCUCUGGUGGGGGAAUGUGA